Drosophila eugracilis is the source of this 5811-nucleotide messenger RNA. RefSeq names its product chitin synthase chs-2 (gene kkv). Gene Ontology annotation, molecular function: chitin synthase activity. The transcript has 13 exons. The record is from RefSeq and is a predicted model, not a curated record. The coding region runs from base 271 to 5283 and encodes 1670 amino acids. NCBI's taxonomy places the organism in Eukaryota, Metazoa, Arthropoda, Insecta, Diptera, Drosophilidae. Gene Ontology annotation, cellular component: cell periphery; cell septum.
CUUCAAUUCAGUUUGGCGAAGACAACGAACCCGAAAAGAGCUGCGCGGACGGCAGCAGAAAGAGAGAGAAACGUCUUACAAAACGCCAACAAAUCGGAGCCACAUUCACCUGGACAAGUAAAUCCACUCUCGAUAUCCGUGGAAGACAAUAGCCUGAUUCAGUGGACUUUUCUUUUGUGCCAUUUCAUCGCCGUCAUCCGAUCAACAGAAAGCAACGCCGAACAUUGGCCACUACGCCCCAAGAUUGGUGGCUAGCACCGACCGUGGGAGAUGUCUGCGAUGCGGCAUCGCCCGAUGGCCCCGCCGGGGCAAGGAGCCGGAGCUGGAGCUGCCGGUGAGCACGGCGAUAGCGAUGACAACAACUUCACCGAUGACGAGAGCUCGCCUCUGACUCACGACAUCUAUGGCGGCAGCCAACGCACAAUACAAGAGACGAAGGGCUGGGAUGUGUUCCGGGAUCCGCCGAUUAAGAUCGAGACUGGAUCGACUGCGAACCAAGAGUGCUUAGAAUUAACCGUAAAGAUCUUGAAGAUCUUCGCCUAUGUGAUUACGUUUAUCAUAGUUUUAACCGGUGGAGUCAUCGCCAAGGGCACAAUGCUCUUCAUGACCUCGCAAGUGCGCAAGGAUAAGAAGAUGGAGUACUGCAAUAAAGACUUGGGUCGGGAUAAGAGCUUCGUGGUGAGACUUCCCGAGGAGGAGCGAGUAGCAUGGAUCUGGGCGCUACUGAUAGCCUAUGCCCUGCCCGAAAUCGGAGCCCUGAUUCGAUCCGCCCGAAUCUGCUUCUUCAAGACAUUCAAGGUGCCACGGACUGGCCACUUCCUGUUUGUCUGGCUGAUGGAGAGUUUGAGUGCCGUGGGCAUGGCCCUGCUGAUGUUCGUGGUACUGCCCCAGAUUGAUGCCAUCCAGGGAGCUAUGUUGACGAACUGCCUUUGCGUGGUUCCUGGCAUUUUCGGCCUCCUGUCACGCACCUCCAAGGAGGGCAAGAGAUUUGUUAAGGUAAUCAUUGAUCUGGCGGCUGUGGCGGCCCAGGUCACGGGUCUGGUAAUCUGGCCCCUGCUGGAGAACCGCCGAGAACUAUGGGUCAUUCCGGUGGCAUGUGUGAUGAUCUCCUGCGGCUGGUGGGAGAACUACGUGUCGCCCCAAUCUCCGCUUGGCUUGGUCCGCGCACUAGGUCGCAUCAAGGAGGAGAUGAAGUUUACUCGCUACUUCUGCCACAUAUUCCUCUCAAUCUGGAAGAUCCUGCUCUUUUUCACUGUCACAUUGCUGAUUUAUUGGGCCCAGGGUGACGAACCAGGCAAUCUGUUUGCCAUGUACGGAGAUGCCUUUGGUCCCCACAAGAUCAUCGUCUACGAACUGCCAGCUGGUCUGGGCGGUGUUCUUCCUGAUACCCUGGAAUCGGCUAAUAUCGACACUGUCGAUGAGGAUGCCGCCUACAAUACUGUGGUGUAUGUCUUGCUCCUGCAGAUAUUUGGGGCAUAUUUGUGCUACAUCUUUGGCAAGUUUGCCUGCAAGAUUCUCAUCCAGGGAUUCAGUUAUGCGUUCCCCGUCAGUCUAACAGUUCCAUUGUCUGUCACGUUCCUGAUCGCCGCCUGUGGAAUCCGGAACGAUGAUCCCUGCUUCUUCCAUGACACCAUUCCGGAUUACCUCUUCUUCACGAGUCCCUCGAACUUCCGAUUUAACAACUUCGUCACCGAGCAAAUGGCUUGGGCCUGGAUUCUGUGGCUCCUGAGUCAGACCUGGAUUGCCCUGCACAUCUGGACUCCCAAGUGUGAACGUCUGGCCACGACCGAGAAGCUGUUCGUCCAGCCCAUGUACUCCUCUCUGCUGAUCGAUCAGUCGAUGGCCCUCAACAGAAGGCGGGAUGAUCAGGCGGAUGUGAAAACGGAGGAUCUCUCGGAGAUCGAGAAGGAAAAGGGCGACGAAUACUAUGAGACCAUCUCGGUGCACACUGAUCGCUCAUCGGCACCCAAUAAGCCGUCUAUUAAAUCCUCGGACAAUAUCACCAGAAUCUACUCCUGCGCCACCAUGUGGCACGAGACCAAGGACGAGAUGAUUGAGUUCUUGAAGAGCAUCAUGCGGAUGGACGAGGACCAGUGUGCCCGUCGUGUGGCUCAAAAGUAUCUCCGGGUUCUCGAUCCGGAUUACUACGAGUUCGAAACCCACAUCUUCUUCGACGACGCCUUUGAAAUCUCGGAUCACAGCGAUGACGACAUCCAGUGCAAUCGUUUCGUUAAACUGCUGAUAGCCACCAUGGACGAGGCUGCCUCCGAGAUCCAUCAAACAACGAUCAGGCUGCGGCCGCCAAAGAAGUACCCUACUCCCUAUGGAGGCCGUCUGGUUUGGACUCUUCCCGGAAAAACAAAGUUCAUCACUCACCUGAAGGACAAGGAUCGCAUCCGUCACAGAAAGCGUUGGUCCCAGGUGAUGUACAUGUACUACUUGCUGGGUCACCGUCUUAUGGAGCUGCCCAUUUCGGUGGAUCGCAAGGAUGCCAUUGCGGAGAACACCUACCUGCUGACCCUGGACGGAGAUAUUGACUUUAAGCCUAAUGCUGUAACCCUGCUGGUGGAUUUGAUGAAGAAGAACAAGAACCUGGGUGCCGCCUGUGGUCGUAUUCAUCCAGUGGGAUCAGGCCCCAUGGUGUGGUAUCAGCUGUUCGAGUAUGCCAUUGGUCAUUGGCUGCAAAAGGCCACGGAGCACAUGAUUGGCUGUGUGCUCUGUUCACCUGGCUGUUUCUCGCUCUUCAGAGGCAAAGCGCUCAUGGAUGACAAUGUGAUGAAGAAGUACACCACCCGAUCGGAUGAGGCUCGUCAUUAUGUGCAGUACGAUCAGGGCGAGGAUCGUUGGCUCUGCACGUUGCUCCUGCAGAGAGGAUACCGUGUGGAGUACUCGGCUGCCAGUGAUGCCUAUACCCACUGCCCCGAGGGCUUCAAUGAGUUCUACAACCAGCGACGCAGAUGGGUGCCUUCCACUAUUGCCAACAUCAUGGAUCUUCUGGCGGACGCAAAGCGCACGAUCAAGAUUAACGACAACAUAUCCCUGCUUUACAUCUUCUACCAGAUGAUGUUAAUGGGAGGCACCAUCCUGGGACCCGGAACCAUUUUCCUUAUGUUGGUGGGUGCCUUCGUAGCUGCCUUCCGCAUCGACAACUGGACCUCCUUCCAUUACAACAUCGUACCCAUCCUGGCCUUCAUGUUUAUCUGCUUCACCUGCAAAUCGAACAUCCAAUUGUUUGUGGCCCAAGUCCUGUCAACGGCCUAUGCCUUGAUUAUGAUGGCGGUAAUUGUGGGUACGGCUUUGCAGUUAGGCGAGGAUGGAAUAGGUUCCCCUUCGGCCAUUUUCCUGAUAUCUAUGGUGGGCUCAUUCUUCAUAGCCGCGUGUUUGCAUCCGCAAGAGUUCUGGUGUAUAACAUGCGGCCUAAUCUAUCUGCUAUCGAUCCCAUCUAUGUACCUGCUGCUCAUCCUGUACUCGAUCAUCAACCUGAAUGUCGUCUCCUGGGGAACCCGUGAAGUGGUGGCUAAGAAAACGAAGAAGGAGCUCGAGGCGGAGAAGAAGGCCGCCGAGGAGGCAAAGAAGCGCGUGAAGCAGAAGAGUAUGCUGAGCUUCCUACAGAGUGGCAUCGGAGAUAAUGGUGACGAAGAGGGCUCCGUAGAGUUCUCUCUCGCCGGGCUCUUCCGCUGUAUAUUCUGCACCCAUGGAAAGACCUCCGACGAAAAGCAGCAGCUGACCUCCAUUGCCGAAUCGCUGGACACUAUCAAGCACCGAAUGGACACCAUCGAAAGUGCUGUGGAUCCUCACGGUCACCAUGCCUCUCGCCACGGAAGAAGGAGAACCACUUCCAGUGGCUCCAAGGAUCACCACUUGCUAACCUCGGUGGCAGAAAAGUCCGGAGAUGAAUCGGACGAAUCAGACUCGGACACAUCCGCGGAACCAAAGCAGGAGAGAGAUUUCCUAACCAACCCCUAUUGGAUUGAGGAUCCGGAUGUACGCAAGGGCGAGGUAGACUUUCUGUCUAGCACGGAGAUCCAGUUCUGGAAAGAUCUCAUCGACCAGUAUCUGUAUCCCAUUGAUAACGAUCCCGUGGAGCAGGCCCGCAUAGCUAAAGAUCUCAAGGAACUGCGCGACUCGUCGGUGUUCGCCUUCUUCAUGAUCAACGCCCUGUUCGUGCUGAUCGUGUUCCUGCUGCAGCUGAACAAGGACAACAUCCACGUGAAGUGGCCCUUCGGAGUGCGGACGAACAUCACCUACGACGAGUCCACCCAGGAGGCCCGCAUUGCCUCCGACCUGAUUGAGCUGCGAAACAAGUCGGUUUUCGCGUUUUUCAUGGCCAACGCCUUGUUCGUGCUGAUUGUCUUCUUGUUGCAACUGAACAAGGACAAAUUACACAUUGUUUGGCCGUUGGGCGUCAAAACGAACAUUACCUAUAUCGAAGAGACAUCUGAGGUCCACAUCUCCAAGGAGUAUCUGCAGUUGGAGCCCAUUGGACUGGUGUUCGUGUUCUUCUUUGCCCUUAUUUUGAUAAUUCAGUUUACGGCCAUGUUGUUCCAUCGCUUCGGAACCAUCUCCCAUAUCCUGGCCUCAACUGAACUGAACUUCUGCAAGAAAAAAUCUGAGGAUCUUACACAGGAUCAACUAAUAGAUAAGCAUGCUGUGGAGAUCGUCAAGAACUUGCAGAGACUACAGGGCAUCGAUGGCGACUACGACAAUGAUUCCGGUUCAGGUCCAGAUCGCAUAGCCAGGCGAAAGACCAUUCAAAACCUGGAGAAAGCUCGACAACCGCGUCGCCAAAUUGGUACCCUGGAUGUGGCUUUUAAAAAGCGGUUCCUUAAACUCACAGCCGAUGCGGAGAACAAUCCGGCCACGCCCAUUCUCACCCGCCGCCUCACAAUGCGAGCGGAGACCAUCAGGGCAUUGGAGGUGCGCAAGAACUCGGUGAUGGCCGAAAGACGGAAGUCCGCCAUGCAGACACUGGGUGCGAAGAACGAGUAUGGGAUUACCACUGGGGCACCGAUCAAUAACAAUGGAGCUUUGCCCAAUCAGCGAAGCGGACGCGUUUCGAACGCCGGGAUCAGCAUCAAGGAUGUUUUUAAUGUAAACGGCGGUGCUGCAGAGCAAAUUUACGGCUCGAAUGGGGGUGGGACGAUCAACCAGGGUUACGAGCACGUUAUCGAUGAGGAUGGCGACGGCAACUCCCUACGACUGACCACCCGGAACCCUCACCCACAUCACCAGGUCUCGUGGGGUCAGAACACCAACGGCGGCAAUGGCACUGGUCGCCUAUGAAGAGCCCUUACAUCCUAGACAUAUUGCUAAGCUAGACGUAGAGAACUUGUUAACGAAUUCCGCCUCUUUCCAUAAACUGCCUAAACGUAAGACUAAGCCAACACCUACAGUUGUAGUCAGGAGAGAUUGUGUUGUAUAGUAUAUAUAGGGACGAGAGAGAGAUUCAGGACCUAGGAGCAACCUGACGACACAACGAACAUUAUGCUUAGCUAAUCACACUGCCAGUGCCGAUGUGUGCAUGUGCGUGGGCCGAUCGUCCACGGUGGCAACAACAUUCAUACAAUGUACUAUACUAUCAUUUGUUAGGUUAUGUUUAAGUCAAUCCCCGUGUGGAUCCAUCCGGACACACGACCAGUGCAUGCUGACACAAAAUACUCAACGCACAGCUGAUUCGUAAGUGCAGCAGUGAGAUGACCUAUUUAUGUAUUCGACAUAACGAAGAUAGUUCUCUUUAAAUAAAUAAUUAUUGAUGAUUUGAUGUAAUGUGCAACUUUUGAUACAGCAAAUAAAUACCAAUAUUAAAUAGAA